AUGUCGAGACCAAGAGAUCUUUCUUCUAAGCUAGAGUCUCUCAAUGAGCUCGAUUUCGAAAGUUUGAAAGAGAAAGCUGUUUCGUUGUUGAGACAAAACCAGCAACUUGAAAAUACCCUAUUGAAGCUUCGCGAACAGAAUAUAGAAAAGCGUAAAACUAUCCAGCCGUUUGAAUUUGAGAGGUAUAAAAAGCGUCAUAUAGCCCUAAAGUUCUCCUAUUUGGGGUGGGAUUACGGUGGUCUAGUUCCUCAAUAUGGUCUUGCACUGACUGUUAUGGACCGCAUGUUUGACGCAUUAGAGCAGUGCAGGCUAGUGCAGGAUAGAAAUGAAUGUGAAUUUUCAGUUUGUGGACGGACUGACAAGGGAGUUAGUGGAUUAUGUCAGGUUGUUACCUUAAUAUCACGGUCUCUCCUAGCUUCUGGAACAGGCAUAAUCGAUGACUCUGGUCCCUGUAUAUCUGAACGUCACGGUAUUCCCGAAGUAGAAAUGGACUACGUAUCUAUGCUAAACCAAAACUUGCCACGAGACAUACGGGUUUUGGCUUGGUCUCCUGUCUCUUCAGACUUCAGCGCAAGGUUUGAUUGUUUGAAGAGAACAUAUGAAUAUUAUUUUCCUGAGGGUGGACUGGAUAUCAAGUCAAUGGUUGAUGCAGGUAGUCGACUGGUCGGAGUGCACGAUUUUCGAAAUUUUUGUGCUUCCCGAAUCGAAAAAGAAACAGUUACUUUUGUCCGUGAAAUCUUUGAAGUGUCGAUAAAUCUGGUGGAUGGUUCUGAAAAGUAUUCAGAUGACCAUUCAAGACUUUAUCGUGUUUCCAUAUCGGCAUCAGGUUUUCUCUAUCAUCAAAUACGAUAUAUUGCUUCCGUCUUGUUCAUGGUUGGAAGAGGAUAUGAAAGUCCAUCAGUUGUUGAUGACUUAUUGGAUUUAAAUAAGACUCCUGCUAAACCACAAUAUCAACUGUCUGCUGAUUUCCCAUUGUUAUUCAUUACCGGUGAAUAUCCAGAAUCUGCUCUAAAUUGGGAGACCAGUGAAGCUGCACAAUUGCACCUGGUUAAACAUUAUCAAAAGCUGUGGUCUGAAUAUGGAGUUCGAUCAGCUGUCAUUAAAAGAAUAUUAGACUUCGUUGAAAGUUCCUUUCCAAUUAGUUCAUCGUUGAAGCAUCAUUUAGAUAAAAUAUGUCCAGAAGCUCGAUUUCAUCCCCCAAAUCCAAUCAAGAAGCUGUCUGUCAGACAAGUCGAACCUACUCUAGAUGAAAAGAUUCAAAAGAUACGUAAAAAACGGAAGAUGGAUCCUAAUAAUUCAGAAAAUGUGACAGAUGAUGACAUUGAAGUUACUUGAUCAAUUGA
This is a messenger RNA of Trichobilharzia szidati, 1343 nucleotides long. The record is from the annotation of a GenBank genome assembly. Lineage: Eukaryota; Metazoa; Platyhelminthes; Trematoda; Strigeidida; Schistosomatidae.